UGUAACUAAAAUUAAAUAUUCGCUUUUCAUUAAAUAUACGUUUUACUAUGUUUCGCUCGUGUGUCCGCAAUUCCAUCCAUGCCAAUCGCGUUUUUCUACGUCACUACUCCAAAGAUGUUCGAUUCGGUCCGGAGGUACGUGCCCUGAUGAUACGUGGCGUGGAUAUCCUGGCAGACGCCGUGGCUGUAACCAUGGGACCAAAGGGACGCAGUGUGAUACUGGAACGUAGCUGGACAUCGCCGAAGAUCACUAAGGAUGGUGUGACUGUGGCGAGGGCCAUUUCGUUAAAGGAUUGUCACAUGAAUCUUGGCGCCAAGCUAGUGCAGGACGUGGCCAAUAAUACCAAUGAGAGUGCUGGUGAUGGGACAACCACGGCCACAGUGUUGGCCCGUUCCAUCGCCAAGGAGGGGUUCAGUCAAAUAACCCGUGGCGCAAAUCCCGUAGAAAUACGCCGGGGAGUCAUGAUGGCCGUAGAAACGGUGCAGAAAUCGCUAAAGGAAAUGGCGACUCCCGUGCACUCGCGUAAGGAAAUCGAACAGGUUGCAACCAUAUCCGCGAAUGGUGAUACUGAGAUUGGAAAACUGAUAGCAGAAGCCACCGAGUGUGUGGGACGCAAGGGCACCAUCACUGUGAAGGAGGGCAAGCGCCUUAAAGACGAGCUGGAAGUCAUACAGGGUCUACAGUUUAAGAACGGCUACAUCUCGCCCUUCUUCGUGAAUACGCCAAAGGGCAACAAGGUGGAGUAUGCGAAUGCUUAUGUGCUUAUAACCAUGCAGAAGAUCACAUCGCUGGCGAAGAUUGUUGGCGCUCUCGAGAUGUCGCUGCGCCACCGAAAGCCAUUGGUGCUCAUCGCAGAGGAUGUUAGUGGCGAGGCCCUCAACGGCCUGGUCAUGAACCGCCUUAGACUGGGACUUCAGGUCUGUGCUAUUAAGGCGCCAAAUUUCGGGGAGCAACGCAAGGCGGUUUUGGGAGAUAUUGCUGCCGCUACAGGUGCCACAGUCUUCGGCGACGAUAUCAACUUUUCCAAAAUCGAGAAGGCUAAAGUGGAUGACUUCGGCGAAGUCGGAGAGGCCAUCAUUACCAAGGAUAGCACCAUAUUGCUCAAUGGCAGAGCCAAGCCGGACGUGCUCAAUCGUCGAGUGCAGGAACUGAAAGAUGAAAUGGAAGAUGAGACCGUAUCUGCCUCUAAAAAGGAACUCAUACGCGAGCGUCUCUCCCGCCUCACCAAGGGUGUUGCCGUGAUCCACAUGGGGGGAACCAGUGAGGUGGAGGUGAGCGAGAAACGAGAUCGUCUAACCGAUGCGCUCAAUGCAACUCGCGCGGCCAUUGAAGAGGGCAUUGUGCCUGGGGGUGGCACUGCCUUUUUGCGCUGCAUUCCCAAACUGGAGGAGAUGGAGGUGAGCAAUGGCGAUCUUCAACUAGGCAUCGACAUUGUGUGCAAUGCUCUGCGUAUGCCUUGCAUGACAAUUGCCUCGAAUGCUGGCGUCGAUGCCGCCAUGGUGGUGGCCAAGGUGAUGAGCCAUGUCGGCGACUUCGGCUACGAUGCCAUGCGCAAUGAAUACGGACAGCUUAUUCAGAAGGGCAUCAUCGAUCCCACAAAAGUUGUCCGUACAGCCAUAUCAGAUGCAGCUGGAGUAGCUUCGCUGCUCAGCACCACCGAGGUAGUCAUCACCGAGGUCCGCAGCAAGGCUCUGUUGGCCAAACUUGCGGGCAUGGGCGAUGAAAGCGAUGCCAUGGCUGGCAUGGCAAAUGCAUUGGGAGGCAUGGGCGGAAUGGACAUGGGUGACAUGGAUGGCCUGGAUGCAUUGGGCGCAAUGGGAGCUAUAGGUGGUGGCCUGGGUGGUGGAGCACCGCCCAAACCAGAUAUGAAUGAGGUGGUCAAGAGCAUGCCCGGCAUGGAAAAUGUCGAGGUGCACGACAUUGAUGGCGAAAUGCUGGUUUAGUUGCCGAUAGAAGAGACACUCAACAUACUCUCUCCCUCUUACACUCUAUUUAAUCAAAAGUUGCUGUCGUUUUAAUAAUAUGUAAACAAUUUAUUUAAUAAGAGCAUUGUUUGGUGCGGGUGAUGAACAUAAA
Messenger RNA from Scaptodrosophila lebanonensis, 2076 nucleotides. RefSeq names its product 60 kDa heat shock protein homolog 1, mitochondrial (gene Hsp60B). Gene Ontology annotation, cellular component: mitochondrial matrix; mitochondrial inner membrane. The transcript has a single exon. The coding region runs from base 48 to 1943 and encodes 631 amino acids. Gene Ontology annotation, biological process: protein import into mitochondrial intermembrane space; mitochondrial unfolded protein response; protein refolding. NCBI's taxonomy places the organism in Eukaryota, Metazoa, Arthropoda, Insecta, Diptera, Drosophilidae. The record is from RefSeq and is a predicted model, not a curated record. Gene Ontology annotation, molecular function: ATP binding; ATP-dependent protein folding chaperone; protein-folding chaperone binding.